This is a messenger RNA of Polistes canadensis, 7871 nucleotides long. RefSeq names its product rho GTPase-activating protein 21 (gene RhoGAP19D). The transcript is spliced from 23 exons. The coding region runs from base 867 to 7709 and encodes 2280 amino acids. Gene Ontology annotation, molecular function: protein binding; phospholipid binding. The record is from RefSeq and is a predicted model, not a curated record. Lineage: Eukaryota; Metazoa; Arthropoda; Insecta; Hymenoptera; Vespidae. Gene Ontology annotation, biological process: signal transduction.
UCUUAAACGUAAUCGGUACCAGUCCGUAUUCGGAGUCGAACGUAACCGGAUUGUGGUGUGUGAACGUUUUCUAGAGCAAAGGAGAAGCGAGCGAUAGUGCGUCCGCCAUGUUCCGUGGUACUGUUAUUGGAGAUCGUCUUCGCAACGACAGUUUAAGUAUUACGAUAAUACGCGUAUUGACGAUUCCAUCCUUUGCAUUAUAACCGUCCGCAAAUUAAGGAUAAAAAAGUAUCGUUUAAAACUAAUCGCACGCCGGGGCAACGUCCGCGUCAUAACGCCGCGUGUAUUCCUCCGUCCACAUAAUUAAGAAAAAAAAGAAAAAAAAAAUUGAGUUAGAAAGAGAGAGAAAGAGUGAGAGAGAGAGAGCGUGAGGAAGUGAGAAAGAGAGUGGUGGGGAUACUUUCAAGAAGACAGAAAGAGAAAUCGCAUCGUCCGAGAUUCGCGCGUGUCUGAUCCGUUCAAUGUUUUCCGAGUGAAUCCUUCAUUUUUUCUAUUUUUUAAAUCAAUUUAUUAUUUUUCUUCUUUCUCUCGAGGCUAUAAUAUUUGUUUAAAAUAUCUGACGAUUGUGCAAAGAUAAUAAGAAAGAUAAUAAUCUUUCUCUUGAUAACUAUCACGAUAAAGGAAUAGCAGGGAUGCGUCGAGAUAGAACGAAGGUGUCUCGAUACGAGAGAACUUUUUCUCGUGUUCAACAUUGGAAAAGGCAACGAAUACCGGACUCUUCUAAUCUUCGUCCCAUUGGAGGACGCCAAUGAAAAUUACUGAAAAAAUCGUUCUCAUCCUCCUCGUCAUCGUUGUCUAUGGGAGCAGCCAAGUUGUAGGUGCUUUUCUAUCAACGAGAUUAAUUUGCUCGAGGAGAAGAAGAAGCAAUGGCCGACGAUCGAAAGAACGCACAAAGGCUUAUCGGUCAGGUUCAUGCGGUGCGACAUACAUCACCACCCCCACCAGCACCAACAUCGAUAACUACUCGGAAGGAGAGUUUACCACUUCGUGGUCCAAGAACUCUCCUGCUUAAACGUAGCGAAAAUGGGUUCGGAUUCACCCUUCGACAUUUUAUCGUUUAUCCGCCCGAGUCCUGUUGCAUGUUGCCAGGACACGAGCGGACAAAGAUCGAUGAACCUAUGGACACGAUCUUCGUAAAACAGGUGCGAGUUAAUUCGCCAGCAUCAGAAGCAGGCCUUCGUACGGGUGACCGGGUUGUUUCUGUUGAUGGAAUAGCAACACGAGGUGAACAAUACGCCAGUGUAGUGCAACGUAUUCAACAAGCGGGUCCUUGGUUGCGUUUACUUGUUGUUUCGAAGGAAGACGAUAUUUUGCAACGGUAUUUUGGUGAAACGGCGCAUAAUCCUGAGACGAAUCAACGUCCACGAUUACGUUCUCCAGAAAGGGUUUCUCAAAAGCAACGAAGGUCUAUCAGUAUGAUCCCAGGACCGUCGCCAAGAACAACCAGGCAAUCAUGGAUGUGCUCGCUUCCGGAUUCCGAAAAUUUGAGUACAACUGCUACAACUUGUAGAGAUAGCGAAGAGGUUCUUUACAAGGAAUCCCAAGGCAACAAAAUGUCACCGUCUAUACCAGUUAUCGCAGGACAACAAAGAAGAUUUUUACAGGAAACUAAUAUCCCUUGCGAACCCGUCGAAGAUAGAAUGCAAUCGAGAAAAUUACAGCACCAACAACAAGUUCGCGAAGCCAUGGAAUCGCCUCCCCAAUCGUAUACCCGGCCAUCACCGGAUCAGAGGUUCGAUUUGUACGAUAGAACGCGUCCCGAAUCGAUUUAUUCUAGACCGAGUAGCGAGCAAAUUUACGAUAGAAUCAAAGAUCCUAUUUACGAGAGAGUUAGAUCGGGUGAAUCUGGUGGACAGUAUGAAAAAGAACAACAACAAUUAACGAUGUUGCGUUAUCCAAUAUCCCGUGCGGAACCACAAGUUCCUAUUUACCGUCCUGGCAGACGUGUGAUAGCAAGACGAGCGAGUGAAGGUAGUGGGGCUACUGGUCAAACUAACGAAUCCGAAGUUCCCAGUUAUGGAAGUAUAGACGCACUUAGAUCUAACGAUCCAAGUUCGAGAUUGAGUAUGGAUUCUCGAAGAGACUCAUCCCCAAUAAGUAAGGGUAGUUUAUCCUCGUUCGACUCCAAUUCGACUGUUACUGGAAACGAGUGUUCCGACGACUCUGUCAUCAUGAACAGAUUACGUAAGAGUUUCGAACAAAAGGAAGAAUUUUUACGCAGACCGAGUCAUCCAAUUGGAUGGAGUGUCGCCGAGGAUGCAUCUAGAUUGCAACAGAGUAGUGGUGGUGGUAGUGGCGACGGCGGUGGUGGUGGUGGUGGUGGUGGUGGUACAAACUCGGCUGUUAUUCAAAGAGAAUUUUACGCAAGACCGCAGAAACUUCAAAGGCAAAUUUGGCCACCCAAUGAACAACAACAAAGGCAACAAUCGCCUACGAGAAGAAUGGAUAACAAAAGCAAUGGCAAAUUGUCAUUAACCAAACCGUCUAAUCAAAAUGUUCAAAGGGUGAAAAUUGAUCUUGAUUCGGAAUCGGAUUAUAAUAAUUCGCGAAGUGAACAGAACGAUGAUCGUUCGAAUCUAAUUGACAGUCAGAUUAGCAUCAGAGAUAGAUUUUAUUCGAGUCUUUAUGAGAGUCAAUUGGGAAAAGAAAAUCAUUUUGUUUAUCCGCCGAUUAAAACUAACGAUCAGGAUAGGUAUAAGGCUAACAAUAAAUCUGUGUUUGUCAGUACGUUGUCGAAAAUCCAUGAGAACGCGUCGAAUUCUAUUGCAACAAAUCAACAGCAACAACAUCAACAAUAUCCUCAAGAUUCUAGGAAUGAAUCACUUUCCGUACCAUCUUCUCCAGGUCCGGAUAAAAAAAAUAAUGACAAAUUCGUGGUACCACCUCAAGGAUUACAAAUUGUUUCCAGACGCGCGAAACAAUUUGAAUCCGGUAGACUUCUUAGCGAUGACGAGGAACCAACUAGCGAUCGAACUAAUUUAUACAAAAGCGAACUGUCUAGGUUGUCGAACAAGAGAAGUGUACCAAAUGUUGCCGUCAUGAAGAGAGAAUUCGAAUCCAAAGCAGAAUCGCAAGAACCAAGAAGAAUACCUGCUAACAGGGAAAGCAAAUCGUUAGAUUCCGAAAUACCGACGAUGGAAAUAGAAGCAGUUCAUCUUAGGGCACGCAGUAAUAGUGCGGAAUCUUGGGAAGCUGUAAACGGAUCGCGUGGAAAUACAAGACAUACGUGGCAAACAGAGCAAGAAGAAGAUGAAAAAGACAACCGAAAUGAUAAUAAUAAUGGUGAUAGUAAAAACCAAAGUUAUGGACAGUCUACUAGAAGUCAACUUGCUCCUUGCGAUGAAACAUCAAACAAUGGAGUAAUCCUAAGACGACAGAAAAACGCACAGUUGAGUGACGAAGAGCGCGCUACGAGAAGAGUUUCCUACCUGAAAGCUACGUGGGGUGAACGAAUGCACGUUGAUAGUGAUUUAGAUCUUAGUGACACUGAACCUGUUCACGUUCUUAGAAGUAAUAGUAUUGUAAGUACCACGGAUAGUGGCAAUGAAAUUCCGAAGGAGGUUGAACCAGUUGAACGGGAAGGCACACUUCACAUUAAAUUCACAGUGCUCGAUGGCAAGCGAUCUUCUGAUCGUUCCUGGAAGCAAAUUUGGGGUGUUCUUCGAGGUCCAAUUUUAUUCUUUUACAAGGAUCGUCACAGUCAGAGCCCUUCAUCGGUUAACGAUACUGAAGGUACUGUACAAAAUAUUGAUGUCAGGUGUUCAUUGGUGGAUAUUGCUGAGGAUUACACCAAACGAAAACAUGUUUUACGAGUGGUUAAUCCUACAGCAGAAGUGCUUUUACAAACAGAAGAUGCAGCUUCUAUGGCUCUUUGGUUAAGAGCACUUCAUAAAUACGCUGCUACUGAAAAGCCAUUGGAUGUAACAUCUAGUACUUCAAAACAACAAGCAGUACCACAAACUCCCGGACCAACAACACCCAGUGUUGCCUCUGUUCAAAAUGCUAAUCAAAGACUGAGUCCCUUACCUAGCCACAAAGGUAUUAAGAAGUUAACAUCAUUUAGAAAUAGAUCACCGACUGGACAAUCGCCAGUUAAUAAAACAAGGAAACCAAGUCAAACUAUGGAACCUCUUUCAUCUCCAAAAACUAAAACUUGGAAGGGUAGAGUAGCUAAACAAUUUAGAAAAAUGCACGGUCAACAAGCUGGUUCACCAUCAUCGCCUACUGCACAAUUACCACCGGAAGGUGCCACGUUUAAAGUACCCCUUGAACUUUGUCCAUCGUCUUCCUUUUCGGAAUUUGUACCUCUUAUAGUUGAAAUGUGCACUAGCAUAGUCGAGGCACGUGGCCUUGAGGUUGUUGGAAUCUACAGAGUGCCAGGAAAUACUGCUGCCAUUUCUCAGCUUACUGAGAGUGUAAAUAAAGGAUUUGAGAAUAUUAAUCUACAGGAUCCAAGAUGGAGUGACGUGAAUGUGAUAUCUUCUUUAUUGAAAUCUUUCUUCCGACAAUUACCAGAUUCGUUAUUAACUGCAGAAUUGUAUCCCAUGUUUAUUGACGCUGAUAAAAUUGAAGAUCCACAAAGGAGAAUGGCUACAAUAAGGAAAUUAUUAAGAGAUCUUCCAGAACAUCAUUUUGAAACGCUCAAAUAUUUAAUGUUUCACUUGAAGAGAAUCGUAGAACAUAGUGAAGUCAAUAAAAUGGAAGCUAAAAACAUAGCUAUCGUUUUUGGACCGACAUUAGUACGCGCAAGUGGUUCAAGGGAUAAUAUGGUUACAAUGGUCACUGAUAUGUCUCACCAAUGUAAAAUAGUCGAAAGUUUAUUAAACAAUGUUGAUUGGUUCUUCUCGGAAGAAGAUCUCGAUGAUUUAAGUAGACUUAGUGUUAACAUAAGUCUUCCAGCUGACGGUUGUGAGCUUGAACCAACAUCCCAUACUAAUCAUAAUCUACUACUAAAUAAUAUACAAAAAGUCGAAGGCAUGCGCGAAAUGGUAUCAGCAAAGGACAUUGUAUCUUCAAUCAUAUCUGCAGCUAACAGGAAAAUUCAAAGGAGAAGAAAGGGCCAGGAUGAAGCAGAGAAUGAAGAACAUGAUGAAGAGAAGGUUAAAAUAAAGCAUGAAAGCUCAGAAAGUUCACCGACGAUUCGUCAGAGUAUGGCACUCAACGAACGUCAAUGUUCAGUCAGUGAAAUAGUAUUGAUGCACGAGAACAAAAGUCAACACAAUCAUUCUAAUAAUUCGUCGGAACCGUUAGAACGUUCAUCGUCAACGAAUAACAAUAGCCCAGUAAGUGCUUCAUCCUCUUCUAGUCGAUCAAAAUAUUCGAAUCAACACGUGGGUGGUGUUUCCUCGAGUUCGGAAUCAUCGUCGAGGCCUUUGAGCGAGGCUGGUUUGAGUUGCUUGGAUACAAAUUCGAUGACAUCUAAUGCAUCCAAUGAGAAUAAACAGAGUAACGAUGAGGUAGCUAUAAGAACGUAUGCCGGACUGAGUGCAACGACCCAAGAAAGAAUACGAAGGUUUGAACAGGAGACAAAGGCUAUGUUGCAGAGAGAUCAGCAUCGGCAGAGACGCGAAGCGGAGAAGCGAGAAGAGGAAAGAAGAAGAAUAGAUAAGGAAUGGCAUUUGGCGAAACGUGAAAUGGAAAAUGACGAUCUCUUAGAUAGUAUAGUUGACAGUACGGUGAUACCGAAUUUUCUAUCGGGACGACUAACUAAUGUGAAUCAAAGGUUGGCUGAAAAAUCAUUAGCUGAUUUAUCCGAGAAACAUGCCAGAUCAAGAUCUACAACAAGAAUGGCUCCUACUCCUUUGUCGAUAGCUGUACAACAACAACCUACGACGCGUCAGAAAGCACAAGCUACUAAUCAACUUAGUAAUGUAUUAGGCGAGAAGAUAAAUAAUGGUGUUAUCAAAAAGUUUAAAACAGAUCAAGAGCCGUCUUUAGAAUCUAUUUGCCUACCGCCUAUUCGUUACGGCAGCUUGGAUUCGCUUCACGAAGUACACAACCUUCCACAUUCGUCGCCAUCGCCGUCCCAACAAAGGAGAGGAAUUUCUGGAGAUGUCUCGGACGAUGCCGGAUCAUGUUUUCUACACUGGACUCAGAAGAUUCUCACUAUUAACAAAAAGCUUUCUAGGCAUACAACAAGUCCGGGUUUUUGGUGCUACAUAUCAUCCCACCUACACGGUACCACAGGGUCCAGUGGCACCACCACGAAGACAUCGCUCUCAUCAUCGGCUGAUCCAGCAUCAACCGGUGUUAACAGUACCAGAUCACUCUACAGAUCAUCAAUCUCAACAGCAACAGCAUCAGCAGCAGCCGCAGCAACAACAGUGCCAACAACAAACUCAAGAGCAACGAGCCAAGCAGCAGCAGCAGCAGCGGCAGCAACCCAGUCCUUCAUACCAGGGCACCUUUCAGAGGUGUCAAGAUCAGCAGGGUCAUCAGGGUCAGGGCCCGGUGCGCCCUCCAAGACUUUAAACAGAUUUCUCCGAGGUAGCGACUUAUUGACCAGCCUUACGACAACCUUCGAUCGUAAAUGGAGGUCACUCGUGAAUCCAUCAAGUCAAAUCGUUCAAACAUCCGUAGAAACUGCACCACUCGACAAUGUAGAUAAUUCAGAUGAUCAAAAAAAGAUCAAGAUUGAGGACCAUUCCGAAAAGAAUCAACCAACGGAAAAAGUUUACCGGGAUCCUAGUCUUCAUAAGUCAUCGAUCGAUAAAAAUCAUUUUCUUCGAGCAAAAGACGAGGCAUUAGAAAAAGAUACAGAUUCGACGGUUACCGAAGUACACGAUCCAGAUGCAAUGACUAAACCGGACAACGAUCGAAAUGCAAUCAAAUUAGAAACGAAAAAUGUUCUUAAUCAUGUAAAAGAAACAAACGCUACUAUAACAGAUUCAACUAAAAAAGAUGAAGAUAAGAGGAAAGAAGAAUCGGAUAAUGCAACUACGAAGGAAGGUGGUGGAUGUGGAUCGUCGAAUAUUCGCAAAUCAACCGAAUCGGAAAAUAAAACGGAUGAUAAAAAAGUACACGAACUCGACACGAAUUAUUCGAACAAAUUAGAAAAAUUCGAGAUAUUAACGAACAACGAAGAAAGAUCACGACUAAAAAGAUCCGAAUCGUUGAACAAGAGAUCGGAAAAUACGUUCUCCAAAUUAAAAAGAUCCGAAAGUUUGAACAAACAUUCGGAAAGAUUGGCAUCCCCGACGAAUAGUAAAUUAAAACGUUCGGAAAGUUUGAACAAACAUUCGGACAGAUCGGAAUCACCUAAUAGUAAAUUGAAACGAUCUGAAUCGUUGACUAAGACAGAAAAAACUGAAUGUAAUAUAAGUAAAAGACGACAAUCUGUACGAAAGGACAGUGCUACGAAAUUGAAGAGAAAAAAUGGGAUGCCUGAAAGAUCAUUAAAAAGAAGACACACCGUUGGUGGUACGAAGGAUUUUGACAAAGUUCAUUGGCUUGAUAAUAAAUUACAAUCGGAAGCUGAAAGGGUUAUUAAAAAUGAUUACAAGCCAAAGAAAAGUCAAUUAAGAACUAGCUCACCGGAUUUGAGUACCAAUCGUGUUAACGUACCAGCUGAUACUAGUUUUUUAAUCGAAGUUAGUUUUCGUGGCCCCAGUAACGUUGUUUUCAAUGUUACCAAUGCGAGACCACAAUCCUUGCCAGACGCUAAUUUAGCAUCGAAAGUUUUCAAAGUACCUCUUGAAAGUCACGUUUAGGUACUUUUUCGAAAUCCACAUGAUGUUCCACUAAAAGUCGCUUCAACCGAGAAAACAUAAAACAAAUAUUGUUUUCUUUUAAAUAGUAUUAGGAUAUUUCGUUUAUCAUUGGAAAAUAUGAAUGACCAGUUACGGUGUUGUUUAAUAAAAUAUAUCACUGCU